Molecule: messenger RNA, 5178 nt
Organism: Ceutorhynchus assimilis (cabbage seed weevil)
Lineage: Eukaryota; Metazoa; Arthropoda; Insecta; Coleoptera; Curculionidae
Source: the annotation of a GenBank genome assembly
GCAAUGGCAACACUUAAACAAUUUGCAGUGCCCGUGAUAAUAAUGUUUAGGUGUCAUUAACAUUUUUUUUUUUUUUUGAAUUGUUUACCGGAUACUGUAAUUUAAUCUUCAAUGAGUUUCCUCCUGCAGUGUGAAAAUUUUGAUGAUUUUUUUAUGUGAAUUUUUUGGUAAUCUAGUAUCAGAUUGAUUACUUAGAAGAACCGAAAACGGGUGCGAAAAGUCGAAAAAUUCACCGGCCUGCUGCUGGUUGGAAAAAAGCCGAAACGUCGUCUUCGUCCGCGUUGACUUAUCCCAUGUUUUUUCAAGUUUUGUUCGCCAUUACGCGAUUGGGACGAUCUCCAAGGAAAAAAAUCUGUUUUCUGUCUCCAAAAAAUUUCGAGUGAUUUUUAGACUAUUUUGUUUAAGUUAAAAUGGAUGAUGACCAUAAGAACUUGAAGACUUCCGAGAUAAAUAACUUGAGGAAACUGAGUUUUUUAGGAUUUCAUUCUAGGAAUAAUGGCACUACUGGCGAUUCCGAUGUGCAACUGGACGACGAAUGCGCCAAAGUAUUCGCAAUGGACACCGGCAUUUCCACUGUCUUUGAUUUUCGGGACAAGGAAUUUCAACCCAAGGCGAAGUACGACGAAAAAGACUUUGAACAACACCGUCAAGAAAACUACCCCCACAGCCAUGCUUUUGUUAAAAAAGGUACCAAAUCUAUGAGGCGAAGAAAUGUUUCUCAAGAUUCGACCCCUCACAACACCCCCACCGAUACCCCUAAGGAUUCUGGUACUGGAACACCUUCUACCGAUCAACCUCCUACUAUUAGCAACUUGAGUAGCUUCAGAUCAAAAAUUGGUGACUCAGAAACUGGUCCACUAAACUCGCCAGUUCUCCAAGCGGAAGACGAUGCCGACAACCAAAGCUCAGACUCGGAAUGCGUCGUUUCUGAUCCGUGCAACUAUUUCGUUCAGAAUGAUUCUGAGCAAACCAGUCCCGAUAAAAAAGUGUCGUUUUUGAACAGCGAAGAAUACCGAGACACUUUCGAUCCGGACGGACUUAAAAAGAAAAGACGUCAUCAUUAUGGUGGUCAAAGGAAAUUUUCGCUUCCAGUUGAGGGUGCGCACAAGAAAAAACAUAAUCACCAUCAUUAUUUUGAAAAGAACAGGAGCGAUGGACCCCCGGAAUAUUUACACCACAAGGAAGUACGCAGGGUAUCAAUUCAGCCUGAAGACGAAGAACUCCCUGAAACCGAUCGUGACCAAUUGGACAGUCAUAGAUCCGAUGAUCCCAAAGGCCUACGACGUCAUAAGGCCUCCAUAAUGCAUAUCGGCAAGGGUGCAGAGUUGCACCCUUUCCUGAAGAAACUUUAUGAUCACAGCCCUCACGCGAUCUUUGUGGAGCUCAGUGAACUUCUCAAAAGUGAAGAAGACACAGAAAAAGAAUGGAAAGAAACAGCUAGAUGGAUCAAAUACGAAGAAGACGUCGAAGAAGGUGUGGAUAGAUGGGGCAAACCUCAUGUGGCUUCACUCAGUUUCCAUUCUCUACUCAAUCUUAGAAAAUGUUUGGAAAAUGGGGUGUGUAUUUUGGAUUUAGAAGAAAAAGAUAUGCCAGCAAUUGCCUACAGAGUCACCGAAGAACUAUUUAAAGAAGACCUUAUUAGAGAAAACGAUAAAGGGCCUCUAAUGCGAAUGCUCUUGGUACGCCACAGGCACGUAAACGAACAACAUGAACGCAGAUUCGGAUUCACCAAAAACAAGCACAGCUAUACUUCAUUGCAGUCUUAUUGGAUGGAAGAAAGUGCAAAGCUGGACGCAACGUUUUUGUCGCAUUGCGCAGCUUGCGCAUCACUAGGUCGAAUAUGCCCCGCCCAUUUAGCAGUCAAGGGUCGGUCGUUUUCCGUAAUCGGAUUCACGCCUCAUAAUCUCUAUGAUGCUGAAAAGCGUAAAAUCAGCUUUCCGGAAACGGGCCUAAAAAAUGGAGACGCCGAUCACAAACUUUUGCCAGGCAACGAUAUCCAUGCCAUCGAUAUGAAAGAAGAAAUGUACUCGGUUUCAAAUGAAGACAUCCAUAGGGCUAGAAACGAUGCUAUUUUGAAGAAAAUUCCGGCUGAAGCUCAAGGAGCCAGCGUCCUAGUUGGAGACGUGGACUUUUUAGAGCAACCAGCUAUAGCUUUUGUCCGAUUAGCUGAACCUGUUGUUAUACCAUCCUUGAUUGAAGUCACCAUUCCUGUGAGGUUCAUCUUUAUAUUAUUGGGGCCUAAACUACCAACAAUUGACUAUCAUGAGGUUGGUCGUUCGAUAUCUACUCUGAUGGCCAAUCAACAAUUCCACAAUAUAGCCUACAAAGCGGACUCGCGCAAAGAACUUUUGUCCGCCAUCAAUGAGUUUUUGGACGACAGUAUAGUGUUGCCGCCUGGCGAUUGGGAGAGGCAAGCGCUUCUACCCAUAGAAGAAAUCAAAUCCAAGAGUGAUGCAAUCAAACGUAGGAAGUUGAACGCUUUGAAGAAGGAACAAGAAGCUCAAGGUAUCACCAAGCCUUUGUUAGUCUCAGACGGUGGCGAAAAGAAACCACCCUUCAAAGAUCCCCUGGAACGUACCAAACGUCCAUGGGGUGGUUUAAUAAACGACCUAAAGCGUCGCUAUCCUCAUUAUCUUAGUGAUAUUACUGACGGCCUGGAUGCUCAAUGUGCAGCGGCCUCAAUUUUUAUGUAUUUUGCUGCUGUAAGUGGGGCCAUCGCUUUUGGAGGUUUGAUGGGGCUGAAAACCGAAAAUCAAAUCGGUAUCAGUGAGACUUUAUUGGCUACGUGCGUUGCUGGAGUUUUGUUUGCUAUUUUUUGCGGACAACCGUUGAUUAUUGUUGGAACUACAGGUCCUUUAUUGCUUCUUGAUGAAAGUUUAUUUCAAUUUUGUCAAUCGCAAGGAUUUGAAUUUUUAACUAUACGAGUCUAUAUUGGGCUAUGGCUAGGCAUAAUAGGAAUUGUAGUGGCCGCUUUUGAAGGCAGCGUUUUGGUGAAACUUUUUAGCAGAUUCACCGAAGAUAUAUUUUCCGCCCUUAUAGUGCUACUGUAUAUUAUCGAGAGCAUACAGAAAGUAUUUUUUGUGUACACUAGAAAUCCGAUUUUAGCCAAUUAUUGUGAAUUUGAAGUGACUUCAUUCAGAAAUGCUUCUGAAAAUGAUACACUAAUCCAAGAAAACCCUACUUUAAACAUUACAGACAUUCUUAUUCCAGUGAGUCAUCAAGAAAAAGUCCCUGGCUAUGACCGUACUGGACGAAUCAACCAACCAAAUACUGCUUUAUUUUGUACCAUCCUAACUUUGGGCACCUUUGCAAUAGCUUAUUAUUUAAAAAUCUUCAGAAACAGUCAUUUCCUUGGCCGUUCAGCCAGACGUGCUCUGGGCGACUUUGGAGUUCCGAUAGCAAUAAUUUGUAUGGUUUUCCUAGACUUUAUGACACCAGAGAUUUUCACUGAAAAACUUAACGUGCCUGAAGGGCUUUCGCCGUCAUCUCCAGACUUCAGAGGUUGGCUCAUACCACCAGGAGGCAUCGAAAAACCAUUGCCCAUGUGGGCUAUGUGGGCUUCUGUAGUACCCGCAAUGCUGGUUUAUAUUUUGUUGUUUAUGGAGACACACAUUUGCGAAUUGAUUCUUGACAAAAAAGAACGUAAAUUGCAAAAGGGGGCAGGGUAUCAUCUGGACAUAGUUUUGUUGUCCUUGACUAAUAUUUUGUGUGGCUUUUUCGGAUUUCCGUGGAUGUGUGCAGCUACUGUGCGUAGUAUAGCGCAUACCAGCGCUUUGACUGUGAUGUCUAGGACUCACGCUCCCGGACAAAAACCGUUUUUGAUUGAAGUCAAGGAACAACGUUUGACCAGUUUGUGCGUAGCGAUUUUAAUCGGUUUAUCAGUAUUUAUGUCUCCAUUACUAAGAUUGGUACCAAUGGCUGUACUUUUUGGUAUAUUUCUGUAUAUGGGGGUGGCUUCAAUUGAUGGUAUUCAACUCUUUGAUAGGUUGCGACUGUUCUUUAUGCCUGUUAAACAUCAUCCGCAAGCUUGUUAUGUCCGAAAGGUUCGUACAAUGAAAAUGCACAUCUUCACUUUCGUCCAAAUGAUGUGCCUGAUAAUGUUGUGGGUGGUCAAAUCGACGAAAGCUUCUUUGGCUUUUCCGUUUUUCCUGAUUUUGAUGGUACCAGUUAGAGACCAACUAAAACACAUAUUUUCACAGAGGGAGCUUCGUGCUUUAGAUGGUGAUCAAGCAGAUGUGGAUGAUGACGAGCCAGAUUUCUACGCCGAAGCUCCACUUCCGGGUUAAAUUCUAUUGAUAUUUCAUUCAACAUUCACCCUUUUUAUCAAAUUUGGGCAGUAUUUGCAAUGGGACCAAAAUUUGUACAAAAAGGGUUGGACUUUACUUAGGUACUUAUUUUGUAUCUCAAAUAAUUGUACUUAUCCAAAAAUAAUUCUAUUUUUAAUAACCUAUAGUACUUAAGUUAUUAUUCUUAAUUAUUUUCACUCAUUUCAAUCAAAUAAGAUUAUAUUAGUAUUCCAGUUAGUGUACAGUAUCAUUAUAUUCUAUUGCAUAUAGGCUCUAAAAUUUGUUAUUAAUUAUUGAAACUUUUCAUUUUAAUGUAAAAUACCUAAUUAAUAGUUGAUUCCAAAAAGAAUUAGUUGAUGAAAAACCAAAUAUUUUGGUGACUGAUAGUUCAAGAAGUUUGUAUUUUUUUGGAAUUGUGAGCUUCUAAAACCGCUUAUAGGAAGUCCAAAAUUUUGUAGCAAUUUUGAGCAAACUCAACUAUUAAAUUGAUGUCCUUUCAAAGUUUACUGGCUGUAUAUGUACACAACUUUAGAUUUUAACAUUGAAGCCAAUUUCAUGUAAAUAUUUAUUAAAGGUGAGAGCAAUAAUAAUUUAUGGUUUUGAUAAUAUGAAAUUGGUUUUAAAUUGUUAGUAGUAUAACUUGAUGCAGGAAUGUCUAAUUCGUGGUACAAUAAUUGAAUGACAGAAUCAAAUUAAGAAGAAUUUAAAAAUAAAAUGUUAGGUACUUGAAAUCCUUUAUUGAAAAACUAGGUAGUAUUUUCUAACUGUGAUUUAAACAAUGAAUAGAUUUUAAAAUUUUCAAAUAGUUAUAUUCUGUUCUAUUUCUAUAUAAGCAUAUUGUAGAUAUAUUAUAUGUAUAUUAUAUAAUUAUCAAUACAGAAACUAUAAAUUA